This is a messenger RNA of Clarias gariepinus (North African catfish), 1911 nucleotides long. It is a transcript of the gene m6pr, whose product is annotated as mannose-6-phosphate receptor (cation dependent). Gene Ontology annotation, biological process: protein targeting to lysosome. Gene Ontology annotation, cellular component: trans-Golgi network; endosome; Golgi apparatus. Gene Ontology annotation, molecular function: protein domain specific binding. The record is from RefSeq and is a predicted model, not a curated record. The coding region runs from base 303 to 1109 and encodes 268 amino acids. NCBI's taxonomy places the organism in Eukaryota, Metazoa, Chordata, Actinopteri, Siluriformes, Clariidae. The transcript is spliced from 7 exons.
AGUUUCACUUCCGCCUUUACGACUGAUAAACUGAAUCAUGAGACUUUUCGUCUGUUAUCAGGUUUAAACUGGUGGCCGUGCAAUACAUAAAUGAUAUCCGUUUUCUACUGCUUGAGCGCUCACUCAUGGGUAUGUCUGCACCUUUCUCGGUACUGUGAGAGCUACUUUAUCUCUUACUAGCUCGCUAGUCAGGAAACAGGAACUUGCUAGCUACCUCAAGUCACCUGGCCAGCUUCAGCCAGUUCACUUUCAUAUUCCUCCAUCGUGUCUCAUCAUCCAUCAGCUUGGAGAACUGUCCAGUCAUGGCUGUGCCACCUUUUUGGAGAUUGUUCACUCUUUUUGUACUGAUGGCCAUUGGAACACAAGCAAGUAACAACACAAAGAGGUGCAAGCUGGUUCACGAUAGCGACUCUGAGAGAAAAGUGCUCAGUCUCCUGGAGCCGCUCACCAAUCGGAAUUUUACUGCUGAACUCGAAAGUGACAACGAUAAGUACACGUACGUCUUCCAGGUGUGUGGUGAUGCAGAUGGGAUGAAAGAUGCAGGAGUGGUACAAAAAAGCAAGGACGGCAAGCAAGUGCGAGUUGGGAAUUACACAGCAACACAGGCGGUUCACGGAAGUGACUGGGUAUUGCUGAUCUAUAAGAAUGGUGACAAAUAUAAUGAACAUUGCUCAGGGGAGGAGAGGAGGGCCAUGAUUAUGAUUUCCUGUGACAAAACUAAGGCUGCGGGACAGCUGUCAGUGGUUCUGGAGGACAGACAAAGGGAAGCUGAAUGUUUUUACUUGUUUGAGUUGGACUCCAGUGCUGUGUGUCCUCCUGUUGAAUCUAAACUCAGUACUGGUUCCAUACUUCUUAUUGUGUGCUGCUCCUGCUUGGCGGUCUAUCUCAUUCUUGGAUUUCUCUACCAGCGUUUGGUUGUUGGGGCAAAAGGAGUUGAUCAGUUUCCUAACUAUGGCUUUUGGACAGAAAUCGGAAACUUGUCAGCUGAUGGAUGCGACUUUGUUUGCCGCUCCCGUGGCAGCCGAGAGGAACCACCCACUUAUAGGGGUGUGUCUACUGAGCCGGUAGAACAGCCAGAGGAAAGGGAUGACCAUUUGCUUCCAAUGUGAUCAUGGUGUGUGAUGGAGUGAGCUGAGCGUUGAGUUUUCUAGGCGUAGGCCAGGACAGCAUCUCUAUGUGGCUGUUAUUUAAACUAAGCACUUCUUCUACUGUAUUUCCAAUAUCGCUAUUAGACAUUUUCAAGUAAAUGCUGUGCUUCAACACAAUUUUAUGUUUCUUCUUGUAAAUUUGAAAAAAUAUGCAGCUAAACUGUUGACACGUUUUGAAUUUUAGAUUCUUCAUUCAUUCAAAAAGAAAAAUAAAUCAUUCAGUUUGUUUGAAGUUUUUUUUUUUUAUAGACAUUUUUCCACAGAUGUCUACAAUUUAUUUGUUCAUUCAAAUCCAAUUCAUGUUCAAAGAAGGCCAAUAUGACUUUCCUAAGUGGGUUACUGUUACUUAAUUACAGUUGAUAUUUGAUAUUAAUUAACCGACAGGUUCAGGUUACUGUCCCACCAGGCUACUGUGCUUUCCUGACUGUAAAUGUAGAUUACAGUAUAUUGAUUUAUAGAUGACUAUUUUCGCGUUCUGCUGUUUUUGCUUUGUGCCACUAAUGUGGCUGAGUGUGAGACUCUAUAAAAACCCUGGAAGACGCAGGAUGAAUUUACUCAUUGCAGUGAUUUUCAACGUGUUACACUUUUUUAAAGGUAUUACAGAUUAAAUAUUAUUAUGCAUGGCAGGAGGGGAAAAACUUUGGGUACUGCUAGUGAUAUGGAUAUUGUGAUGGUAGUUGGAUAGUAGGUUUUUAGUCUUUGAAUAAUUAAGACUAUUGAUGGAAAUUUGCAGUGGAAUAUUAAACUGUAUCUGCAAAGCAAA